Molecule: messenger RNA, 4159 nt
Organism: Seriola aureovittata
Lineage: Eukaryota; Metazoa; Chordata; Actinopteri; Carangiformes; Carangidae
Exons: 3
Coding region: 83-3796 (1237 amino acids)
Molecular function (GO): GTP binding; protein binding
Source: RefSeq, a predicted model, not a curated record
UGCACCCCUUCAUUCAGAUGGUCCCUCAGAAACCACAGGACAGCUCAGAGGACCACACACUGUUCUACUUUCAGACUGAGCAAUGGACUUUAAAUCAGGAGGAACGAUGGAGGUUGCGGCGCUUGGCCGCCCUUUCUGCCUCGGAAUGCUGUACGACUGCCGCAGUGACUCACUCGUGUCUGGAAUGACAUUGUGGGAUCUCAAUGACCUCAAACAAAAUAUAAGGGAAAGACCACAGAACUAUAAUGAUUUUGAGAUAGAUUCAUCUGUAUCAAUUGAGAGCAAAUCUUUAGCUCUAAAUGUUGAAGGAUCACUGAAGGCAAGUUUCCUGAGUGGACUGGUUGAGGUUGAAGGAUCUGCCAAAUAUCUGAAUGAUCAUAAGACAUCCAGAAAUCAGGCCAGAGUAACACUGACGUACAAGGCAACUACAAAGGUCCAGGAACUGUCAAUGAAUCAUCUUGGACGAGGCAAUGUGAAGCAUCAAUAUGUUUUUGAUAAAGGAAUAGCCACACAUGUAGUCACAGGUAUUCUUUAUGGGGCACAAGCCUUCUUUGUGUUUAAUCGUGAGGUAUCCGAAAAAGAAGAUUAUCAAGACAUUAAGGGCAAGUUGAAAUUGAUGAUCAAGAAGAUCCCACUCUUUGCUAAAGAAGGCAAAAGUUCCCUGAAACUGGAAGAAAUGGUCGAAGAAAAUGUGUUCUCCUGCAAAUUCUAUGGAGACUUUUCCCUUGAGAAACCUCCAACAUCCUUUCAGGAUGCAGUAGAAGUCUAUCAAAGCCUCCCAAAAUUGCUGGGAGCUAAUGGAGAAAACGCUGUACCAAUGAAGGUCUGGCUGUUGCCACUGACAAUUUUAGAUUCUUCUGCUGCUCAGCUCGUUCGUCAGAUAAGUAUAAGAUUAGUUCAGGAGGCACAGAGUGUCCUGGAAGACUUCAGUGAGCUGGACAUGAGGUGCAACGAUGCAAUGAGGACAACAACUGCUCAGCAGUUCCCACAGAUCGCCAAAAAACUUAAAAGUUUUAAGGAAAUGUUCUCAGAGUUAAAGCUGGAAUUGCAACAAAACCUGGCAAAGAAACUUCCGUCAAUCAGAGGAGGAGGUGAAGAGGAGGCUGUGCUCGCAGAGAUCCUGAAGAAGAGACAUUCGUCUCCUUUCAACAGCAAAAGCCUCAACGAGUGGAUGGACUGCAAACACAGAGAAGUUUACACUUUAAUGUCUUUCACCAACAUGAUGAAAAGCACAAAGAUCAUCCAAUCUCAAAGUGAUCUGAACAAAGAAACUCUCAGUGCAGAGCAUGCUGUGUGUUUUGUUUUCACCUCACUGGGAAGUGAUGAACCUUACCUCUCAGCUUUAUCAAACUACUUAAGAGGAACAACCGAACCAGACGACGCUCGACAUCCACAUACUCAUGAUGUGGAGAGGGAACAGUGGUUUGCCUCAAAAGAAGUAGCAGAUGAAAUGAGGCAUAAAGCAAAGCUGUUUAUUAACUUUGCAGAGGCCAACAAGGAGAACAAGAACAUAAAGUUCCUGACAGUGGGUUUGACUAACGAGACACAGAAAGGUUCAAGCAUCUACCUUUAUAAAAACAGCUUUUCUGUCAGUGAGAACUUUGAACCUCUUUCAAAACCUGAAACUGUGACAGGAAGUGACAUAAACCACAACAGUGUGACACUGAAGAUUUCUCCACCCAGAUUUGGAGCAGAGAACAUCACCUCCUACUGUGUGGAGUACUGUGUCAGAGGAGAGGAGGGAUGGCAACAACACACAGCAUCAAAGGCUGAAGAAGUCACAGUGAGUGAUCUGAGUCCUGACACUGAGUAUGUGUUCAGAUGUAGAGCAGUGACCUCAGUAGGUGUUGGACCAGUCAAUGAAGUCAAUGCUUCCAUUAAAACAUUGCCUUGCAGUCCUCCUGGAAAACCUCAAGUUGAACCAAGCUCCAGUGAGAUAUCAGUUAGCUGGCAGAAACCUGCUGAGCUUGGACAAGAUGUCCGGAUUUGGAGCUACAUCGUGGAGUACGCCCAAACAGACAAAGAGGUGAAAGAGGAACAUCUCCAAUGGAAACAACUGGUGUCAACAGCUGCAGAGGCAAUAAUUUCAGGGCUUCAGUCAGACACAGAAUAUGCAGUCAGGAUCAGAUGUGAUUGUGGUUUGGUUGGCAGAAGCAAGGAAAGCAUCACCGUUAAUGUCUGCACAACAAAUUUCAAACCUCUCAAAGAAUACUACAAACAUACAAGUGAAAGGAUGAAUUCUGAAUCCCACUCAGGUUACAAACUGCCUCUGACAGAAAAGGAAAUCAACAUAGAUGGAUGCCGGAGGUAUGAGUUUGGCAAAGAAAGCUUGAGGAGAAAUCGCACCAUAAUUCUUCUUGGAGCGACCGGGUCAGGAAAGUCCACUAUGAUCAAUGCAAUGAUCAGCUACAUUGUUGGAGGAGAGUGGAAGGACGGUUUCAGAUUCACAUUAACUGAUGAGGAUCAGUCGAGAUCUGGAGCUGAGAACCAGACCUCUGAAGUCACUGUGUACAAAAUCCACCAUCAGGAGGGUUUUAAAAUAAACUACUCACUGACCAUUGUUGACACUCCAGGAUUUGGAAACACAAGAGGCAUAGAAAGAGACAGGAUGAUCGUAGAGCAGCUGCGUAAUCUCUUCUCCUCUGAGCUUGGUGUCAGUGAAGUUGACGCUGUGUGUUUCGUAGCUCCAGCUUCUUCAGCACGAUUCACACCAACACAGAAAUAUGUGCUUGAUUCAGUUCUCUCAGUCUUCAGCAAAUAUGAGGCAGAAAACAUCAGGGUUCUGGUGACAUUUUCACACGGCCAACGUCCACCAGUUCUAGAGGCGAUCAAUGCUUCAGGUGUCCCAUGUCCUAAAACAAAAGACGGACUGCCAGUUCACUUCAAGUUCAAUAAUUCAGCGUUGUUUGCAAAAAACAAAUCAUCUGAAACACGGAGCCUGAGUGGGAAUGAAUCAGAUGAAGAUGAAAACUAUGAUCAGAUGUUUUGGAACAUGGGGACAAAAAGCAUGAAGAGGUUUUUUGACGCUUUGAAUGUAAUAGACACCAAAAGAUUGACAAUGACAAAGGAGGUUCUCAGAGUAAGACAGCAGCUUGAUAUUUCAGUUGAGGGUUUGCAGAAGCAGCUAAACCUGGGGCUGGACAAGCUAGAGGAGAUAAAAGACACAGAAGAACAACUUAAAGAACUUGAGGGAGAGAUCACCAAAAAUAAGAAUUUUGAGUUGGAAGUCACUGUCACAAAGGCUGUUCAAAUUGAUCUUUCUGGAACCGGGAAAUACAUCACCACCUGUCUUAAGUGUCAUUUUACUUGUCACGAUAAUUGUCCCUAUGAAAAUGAAGAUAUAAAACACUGUCCUGCAAUGGGAGCAGAUGGAAACUGUACUAAGUGUCCAGGCAAAUGUCAUUGGCGUGUACAUUUGAAUCAGAAGUACAAAUGGGAGUACAGGGAGGUUAAAGGGAAAGAAACAGUCAAGGAGCUGCAGGAAAAAUACCUUGAAGCCACAGAGGCUAAGGCGCCUGUGCAGGCACUGAUCGACAAGCUGAAGGCUGAAUAUAAUGCUGUGCAGGCUGAGGUGGUGGCAUUGAUGAGGAGAUCUGCCGAGUGUCUAAACAGACUAAAAGAGAUAUCACUGAAGCCAAACCCUCUCUCCACUCCAGAGUACAUCGACAUGCUCAUUGAGGGAGAGAAAUCUGAGGCCAAACCAGGCUGGAGGAAACGAGUUCAGGCUCUGAUAGACAUGAGACAAAAAGCUGAGAUCAUGGCUAAAGUAGAGAGAGGAGAGACACUGCUCAAAUAGUCCAGAGGGAUCACUAGUGUUUUUGUCAGAACGGAGGUAAAAUCAAGACCAAUAUCAACCAAGUCCAUAUUAAGACCUGAACAGCUUCCACCAAGACAAAGAGGAGAUCCAUUCUGACUCAGAUAAUAAAGACAGAACAAACAGGACAGAAAGUGAUGAACUGAGACAGUCUCAAUACUGAGAGACUGACACUGAAAUGACUAUGACCAAGAAAAGCUCAGAAAUAAAUGUGUUUGAGAUAAAGACUAAACUGAUGACUGUUUACUUCUGUACAAACAUAUUCCAGCAGGAGUUAUUUGUCUGUGCUAUUUACCAGGAAAACACAGAUUUACUGAGUGUGACCAAAUAUAUGAUAUAACACAC